CGUGKUUACGGGUACUUAACUUGGUGUAACACAAAAGCGCCUUCAAACUCACACGGUGCAGCCUGGAAGGUGAGAGAAUCGUUCCGAGAUUUCUUGUGCUGAGCGCCUCAGCACAGACAGCUUCAGUGGACCUGCAACAAAAAGCGAUACAGCAAGCCGCGCCAGUGAUAGCCUACACUUCAAAUCAACGCAUCAUUAUUCAGUGGACGAUGGAAAGCGGUGGCAACACAUCGGACAUUCCGUACCAUUUCUUACAUUUGGCCAUGAUGAACAAUAGUGUUUUUUGUCGGAACUUCAGCGAUAACGUGAGUAUAGAGGCCAAAUGUGAGAGAACAGACAACCUAGCCAAAGACUCGACACCAGUGAUCAUCGCGAUUAUAAUCACGACUCUUUACUCAAUCGUGUGUGUGCUUGGUCUGGUGGGGAACGUGCUCGUCAUGUAUGUCAUUAUCAGAUACACUAAAAUGAAAACCGCCACAAAUAUCUACAUCUUCAACCUGGCCUUGGCUGAUGCACUAGCCACCAGUACACUGCCCUUCCAGAGUGUCAACUUCCUGAUGGGGACUUGGCCGUUUGGAGACGUUCUGUGCAAGAUAGUGAUAUCAAUCGACUACUACAACAUGUUCACCAGUAUCUUCACAUUGACCACCAUGAGUAUUGACCGUUACAUUGCAGUGUGCCACCCCGUCAAGGCCUUAGACUUCCGCACGCCCCGUAACGCAAAGAUUGUCAACGUGUGCAACUGGAUCCUGUCCUCUGCCAUCGGUCUGCCUGUCAUGUUCACCGCCUUAACUACUGUAACUGAUAAUGGCAAGUAUGACAGAAUCAUCGACUGCACUUUGAUCUUCCCACACCCAUCCUGGUACUGGGAGAAUCUYCUGAARAUCUGCGUCUUCAUCUUUGCCUUCAUCAUCCCGGUCCUCAUCAUUACCGUAUGCUACGGGCUAAUGAUCUUGCGCCUGAAGAGCGUGCGCAUGUUGUCCGGCUCCAAGGAGAAGGACCGCAACCUGCGGCGCAUCACCCGCAUGGUCCUGGUGGUGGUGGCCGUCUUCAUCAUCUGCUGGACGCCCAUCCACAUCUACGUCAUCAUCAAAGCCCUGAUCAACAUCCCCAACUCCCUGCUGCAGUCCGUCACCUGGCACUUCUGCAUCGCUCUGGGCUACACCAACAGCUGCCUGAAUCCCGUCCUCUACGCCUUCCUGGACGAGAACUUCAAGCGCUGCUUCCGCGAAUUUUGCAUCCCCUUGAGUCCCUCUGUGCUGGAGCUGCAGAAUUCUUCUCGUACCCGCCCCCACCAGCAGCACCAGCGCGAUCAGCACUCCAGCGCCAACAGGGUGGAGAGGUCCAAUCAACAGGUAUGACUAGGUAUGGAGAUGUCUUUGGACUCACGCUACCAGCCAAACGAUGACAUGAGCUCGGAAGUCACCCAGGUAACUACAGUGCUCUGACACAAAGCUCUGACACAUGAUGCGCCAAGAUACUGAAGUGCAACGUAGCACAAGCAUCGAUCGUACUGUCGCCUCUUUCUGGAGAGGCUGACGAGUAUUUGAAUGAAGAAUGACACUCCGCAUAAGGCUUUCUGUCAGGUAGCAUUAUUAAAAUGUUGAACUUUAGGCAGAACACUGAAAUGAACAAACAUCAACUAUUAUGUACACAGUAUCUUUGUAGACAGGUAUAUUGAACAUACUGUAAUAGGAUAAUGUUCUGUGGUCAACAACAUUCACAAUUAGAAACUCUUCAUUGAGAGCACGUAUUUCAAGACUCUAAUUCAAGAAGAUUGUUAUUUAAGGGUCAAGCGGCGAUUCAAAAAAACAAAGCGGCCACCCCACCACUUGUUUUGGUAAACAGCUGAGAGAUGGGGCUUGAGGAAUGUAACCACUGUCAAAUUGAUAGACAGAGCUAUGGAUGCAAGAACUGACCAUCCAUCAGAUCAAAAUGAUCAGUUUGUUUGUUUACAAUUACAUUAUUGUUUGCUUCCAGGGUCAAUGGCUUUAUGUUAUUAAUGUUAAAGUCAGAAAAUGGAUGUAGCCUACCAAUCUGCUUUACAUCUACUCUAUGUAUAGCAGCUUUUAUAUACUGUAUGUUCUGUACAAAAGUAUUUAUUAUAUGUGUAUAUGAUGUGCAAGUGGUUUGGGAACUAUCAAAUGAAUGAAUUAUAUUGUAUUUCCGUGUCAAAUCGCCAGUUGGCAACCCAUCCCUUACUGGAUUUACUGACGCAUAAACAAACAUUACAAUUAUUCACAGUGAUUAUCCAGUGCAGUGUGCACCGCAUAAAGAAUGAUAAAUGAAUAAUAGUAAAUAAGGUUAUUCAAGCAGUAAUAAUAACAACCCUAGAGCUGUAAAAAAUAAUACAGUAAAAGUCACAUUGUCCUAGAGAGAUUUACAUGGUUAUCAAAACAUUACGCCAGG
Molecule: messenger RNA, 2409 nt
Organism: Salvelinus sp. IW2-2015
Lineage: Eukaryota; Metazoa; Chordata; Actinopteri; Salmoniformes; Salmonidae
Source: RefSeq, a predicted model, not a curated record